AUGCUGGUCAACCCAUGCAGGGGAAACAUCCUGUUCCCAUUCCACCUCUCCACCAAUCGUAUUGAUGCAAUCACCAUGGAAAGCGCCAUUGAGGAGGCUGUUCGACAGGCUGAAGAGCAGGACAGAUCACAGACCGGUGACACUGGUGAGGGUUUCUGGUUUGAUAACGUUGCCAUGACUCCGAUGCCUGGCAGUAACGUCUCUGUGUCUGGAGACCACCGUCAGAGCGAGGAGGUAUGUCUCCCAGGCGACAUGGGCGGCUUGACUCCCGUGUCCUCGGAGGUAUAUUCCAACAUUUACGGCCUCCAGCAGACGAGGUACGUGGAACUGUCGUCUACCAGCGAGAGUAGGUCUGCGACCGAAAGCCGCACGAUACAAGCAAAUCACGAUGCUCCCAGGGAAGUAACCAUGCCAGCAGCUGUCCCCAUCCGAGAAGAGACGUCGAUGCUCAGAAGCACCGACAAGCUUUGUUCAUAUGACGCCAGCUUGCCGUAA
Protopolystoma xenopodis is the source of this 495-nucleotide messenger RNA. Lineage: Eukaryota; Metazoa; Platyhelminthes; Monogenea; Polystomatidea; Polystomatidae. The record is from the annotation of a GenBank genome assembly.